Microthlaspi erraticum is the source of this 1302-nucleotide messenger RNA. Lineage: Eukaryota; Viridiplantae; Streptophyta; Magnoliopsida; Brassicales; Brassicaceae. The record is from the annotation of a GenBank genome assembly.
AUGUCGUCAUCCAACGGAGUCCACGCUCAUCAGAGAAACACACACCGGAACGCGAACGGCCCGACGACGACGUUGAAGAGACGAAUCGACAAUCGCGGUCACGGCGGAGGAGGAGGCAUCGGAGAUUUCAAGGAAGAUCGGAACCGUUACGCGCCGCCUCAGAAACGCGCCAGACCGCAAACGCAGACUCAAUUUCGAUCGGCUAAUCCUGGGAUGAAUCCUCCUCUGUAUCAUCAUCAUGGUAGUAACAACAUGUCUAGGGUUUCAAAUUACGGUGAUUCGAAUCGUUUUAAUUCAAGCAAUAGCUUUCCUUUCGCUUUACGUAAUAAUGAUUCUUCUCAAUUUGGUUACGGAAACCCUAACCCUAACCCCCAAUUGGUUCCGAUUCCUUAUCGUAAGCUUGAUGAUUUCGAUUCGUUACCCGAAUGGAACCCAAACCGGUCGAAUUUUCCAAUUAACUCUCCGAAUUUCGUACCAAACAACUUAACCGGAGUUCGGUUUAACGCUCAAUCAUCUUCUUCUCAAGCACCUCUGUUUACGAAUUUCCCAAAUCCUCAAGCUUCUGUGUUUACGAAUGUUCCAAAUUCGAUGCCUAUGGUCUCAAUUGUGUCGCAAUCGUUGCCUCAAGAACCAAUUUUGAGCAAAGAGUUGGCUGAUUUUCUAAUCCAUCUCAACAACGAGAAGCAACAAAGCGACGAAUCUGCUCCUCUAGGGCUCGAUUUCGGUUCUGUGAAUCUCAACGUGCGUAACGAGUCUGUGAUCAAGUCUCUGUAUUCCGAUUUGCCGAGGCAAUGCACGUCUUGUGGGGUAAGAUUCAAGUGCCAAGAAGAACACAGCAAGCACAUGGACUGGCAUGUGAGGAAGAACAGGAUGGCCAAAACCUCUGCAAAAACAACGAACCAGAAACCGAAGAGAUCGAGGGAAUGGUUUGCGAGCUCGUCUUUAUGGCUCAGUGCGGUUAUCGGAGGGACGGUAGAAGCGGUGAUGGCGGCGAAAGCAUUGUUUGAUGUAAACGGCGAAAAAGAGAAGAAGGAAGAGAAAGAGGAAGAGAGGCGUGUAGUGCCUGCUGAUGAAAACCAGAAGAUGUGUGCUUUGUGUGUAGAGCCGUUUGAAGAGUUCUUUAGCCAUGAAGAAGAUGAGUGGAUGUAUAGAGAUGCGGUUUACUUGAACAUGAACGAAUCUGGUCGUAUAGUUCAUGCUAAGUGUAUGCCCGAACGAAGAAAAGGACCAGCGAAAGAGAAGAAGCCAAUGGUUGUGUCUGGUAUGGUGGUUCCAUCGGUUGCGAGCGCAGUGGUCUGCUGA